UGGCUUGCUCGAGAAUAUUAUGGGCUGUAUGGAAUUCUGAAGCUAGAGCAGCAGGCGGACCGGACUCGCGCUCUCAGCUAGCUACGCUGCAAGCUAACGGUAGACGAAGGUAAACAUGGAGCUGUCGGCUGUCGGAGAGAGGGUGUUUGCGGCCGAAUCAAUCAUCAAGAGACGAAUACGACGGGGUCGAAUGGAAUAUCUCGUGAAAUGGAAGGGCUGGUCACCCAAGUACAGUACUUGGGAACCAGAGGAAAAUAUCCUAGACUCGCGGCUGUUCGUUGCCUUUGAAGAUGGGGAGCGUGAGAGAGAAAUAUUUGGACCCAAGAAAAGAGGACCUAAGCUCAAGAAUUUUCUUCUAAAGGCCCAAGCUAAAGAAAAGUCAAAGUCUUAUGAAUUUAGGAAUGAUUUAUCCAGAGGCAUUACAUAUCCCAGUCCAGAGCCUGUAGUAACCCCUAGAGCAAGAGAAGGACUACGUGCUGUAGUUCCCACAAUUUUCCCUCCCAGCACAGUCAACCGAGGGGAGAGUGUAAGGAUUUCACCUCCAGAAUCAAGGGAGCAUCGUUCUCCACACUCACCCAGACCCAGCACUGAUGAAUUUACCCUCAUCUCAAAAAAGAGAGGACGGAGGCCCAAAUUACGCUUCACAGAUGGCUAUACAAGUUCCUUACAUCCAGAGUAUUCAAAAAGAGCAGCAGACGAAAAAACCAUGGCAAGCAUUCCUUCCAAAAUGGCAAAGUUAGGAUUGGGAGAAGAGGAAGAGAGAUGCUCUGAAAUAAGUGGGAGAAUUAAGAUAUCUCACAAGCACAUUGAUGGUACCUAUUCACACAAACAAAACAGAGUUGUUCCAAGCAGGAGUACCCAGCACAUUUCUUCAGAGUGGAGUUUGCAUUCCAGCAGAGUUAGUGGAGACUUACAGGGACACAGGAAUAAUCCACAGACAAGCCACUUUCAUCAUAAACACCUGAAGUACCAUUCAAAACGAAGAACAUUUGAACAUGCAGAUUCCACCAGCAAACACCCUUCACUUAUUGCCAAAAUUCCAGUGUCACGCAUAUUUGGAGAGUCAGAUGAGGGAGAUGCUUGGAGACCCUCCUUCAGCAAUGUGGAGAAAGUUAUCGUUACCGAUGUGACGUCAAACUUCCUGACUGUAACAAUAAAAGAGAGUAACACAGAUAAAGGCUUCUUUAAAGACAAAAGAUGAUUAUUUACUGCGACCAGUAUGCUCUUUUAUUUUCAAAAAUGUCCAUUGUAUUGUGUGUGUGUUUGUGUGUGUGUGUGUGUGUGUGUGUGUGUGUAUAUAUCAUAUAUAUAUAUAUAUACAUUUUUCGUGUCACACUGAAAACUGUAUUUAUUGUGAAAUUGCUGCUUAAAGAGAUUUGCAUGCACUAGACACGUUAAACAAAGCCAGAACUGCGUUCAAAUACAUACAGUUUUCAGAUUGUUUGUUGUAAAGUAUAAAUUACAAAUUGUUAACCUAAAUAAAUAAAAGUAUCAUAUGUCUCCCAGACGAAUAUUAAAAAUGUUUAUGUACAGAC
Carassius gibelio (silver crucian carp) is the source of this 1535-nucleotide messenger RNA. Its product is annotated as chromobox protein homolog 8-like. Bases 116 to 1201 code for a protein of 361 amino acids. NCBI's taxonomy places the organism in Eukaryota, Metazoa, Chordata, Actinopteri, Cypriniformes, Cyprinidae. The transcript is spliced from 5 exons. The record is from RefSeq and is a predicted model, not a curated record.